This is a messenger RNA of Heterotrigona itama, 1602 nucleotides long. Lineage: Eukaryota; Metazoa; Arthropoda; Insecta; Hymenoptera; Apidae. The record is from the annotation of a GenBank genome assembly.
AUGAUAUUACAAAGAGGUUAAUUUCACCGUUUCACAAAUUUUCACUUGAAAAAUUGAUUAAAUAAAUUAAUAGGUUUGAACUUUUAUAAUUUUAUUUUCGUAAUUCUUUCAAUUUUUAUAAAAUACACGUAUGAAGAUUUGCAAAUUAUUCAAUUGAUAAAUAAAAAUUUCAUAAUUAAAAUGCUAUACAAAGACAACUGAUAUUAGAAUAAAGUUUUGCUUUUCUUUAUGUCAGCAAUGAUGAAUAACAUACUGAGACUACGUUCUCUUACCAAGUAUUUUAAUAUUCGCCGAUAUUCAACAAAACAUGUAUUAGAUGCUGAAAAUAGACAAUUCUACGACGAUAUUUUCCCUACUAUUUACAAAGAAGAUAUAAAGAAAUUAUGGCAAAGUCCACCACAAUGCGUAUACGCUGGAUUUGAUCCAACGGCGGAUAGUUUACACAUAGGCCAUUUGUUAAUUCUUAUGAAUCUGUUAUAUUGGCAACGUCGUGGCCAUCGAGUGAUUAUCCUAUUAGGAGGUGCAACAGGCUUAAUCGGUGACCCAAGUUUUAGAGAAACAGAACGAAUUGAAAUGGAACAGGUUAUACUCAAUGAAAAUGUAGAAUCUAUAAAAGAUAAUAUUAUGAAUAUUAUUAGGAAUCACGCAGAAUAUUUCUGUAAAAACCAUCAACGUUUGACUCCUAUAAAAAUUUUGAAUAACAUAGAAUGGUAUGAAGAUACGAAUCUACUUCCAUUCGUUACGAAUAUUGGAAAGUAUUUUCGAAUGGGUACUAUGCUUGGUCGUACAUCUGUGCGAGAUAGAUUAGAAUCUAAAAGUGGAAUGAGUUUCACAGAAUUCACUUAUCCACUUCUUCAAGCGUAUGAUUGGCUUCAGUUACAGCGUAAAUAUAAUUGCUCGUUUCAAGUUGGUGGUCAAGAUCAAAUGGGGAAUAUAAUAUCUGGUUAUGAUUUAAUCACUAGAUGUACUAAAAGGCAAGUUUAUGGAUUGACGUUACCAUUAAUCACAGCUGAAGGUGGAAAAAAAUUUGGAAAAUCUACGGGCAAUGCAGUUUGGCUUUCCUCUGCGAGAUCUUCUUAUUUUCAACUGUAUCAGUACUUUGUUAGAGUAGAAGAUGCGAAUGUAGAAAAAUUUCUUUAUUUCUUUACGUUUCUCUCUACACGUAAAAUUAAAGAAAUUAUAGAAGAGCAUUUUAAGAGACCAGAACUGAGAAUGGCACAAAAAAUUCUAGCCGAGAAAGUUACAAUAUUGGUUCAUGGGGAAGAGGGAUUAGUUGCAGCAAAGAGGGCAUCUGCUGUUCUUUAUGACAAAUCUAUCGAUUCCUUAGCAAAAAUGCAAAUGAACGAUAUACUACAAAUAUUAGAAGGUGCUACUGUAGUAGAACUUCUUUCCGAGCCAGGCAUCAACAUUUACGAUUUAGCUAUGAAAGCAAAAUGUUUUAAAACGGAUCAUGAUGCAAGGAGAAUCAUCGCAGCUGGUGGUUUUUACAUUAAUAACCAAAAAAUUACAAAUUUGGGAGAAGUCAUUGUACCUGGGAUACAUAUAUUAAGUAAUAAUAUAUCAUUACUUAGAGUUGGAAAGAAGACUUAUCAUGUUGUACGC